GCUCCAAUUCUUUCAAGUUCGACGUUCGACGUUCGACAAACAUCGACACGUCGUGAUGUCGAGUUUCGUUUGGUUUCGCCCCAAAAAAUAAGCACAUCAUUUGAAGUAGAAGUAGCUCAGUGUCAGUAGUGCUGUGAAGUCGUAACAGUCGUAACGAGAACGUUUUUUCAAAUUAAAGAUGAUGAAAUCGUUGAACUGUGUUGCAUUCAAACAAGGAUUAAUUAAUGCUCGAUUACAUUCGGCGGCAGCUUUUUGGCUGGAUAUUGAUUGUACUAAUAGCGACGUAGAUAAAUCAGCAUUAGCGUCUACGAAAGCUUUCAAACUGAGCAGCCCAAGGAGAAGUAUUAAUCCAUCCAAACAUGGAGUUUCGCUCAACAAAUUCGCUGAUUUUAUGGAAAGAGAUACCGUUUAUUCUACCAGUUUGGAAACCUCAAAUUACAGUAAGCGCUACACUGCUUCUUAGUGUCGAUCUAGCAGCUUCAUCUGUUCAAAAAGGUAACCUUAUUGCAUUUAAGCGAGCCCAUCAAAUUCCUCAGGGAUUGAUAUCAAAUAUACAAAUCAGAACUUAUCGCAACUAUUCUACUGAUUCUGGAAACCGUACUUCAAGCAAUAGGGUCGAAGAUAGGCUCAAAGUUUUUAAAGAUAUGCUUCAAGAAAUCCUAAAUGAAAAUGAUUUAUCGAAACGGUCCGAACUCGGUGCCAAUUUGUUGCUUAAAAUCAAAGAGUUGGUCUACGCAAUUGAAUCCUAUGAAGAUAAGGCAGAUCAAGAAUUGAAAGCUGCAGAAAAUAAGCUAUAUUUUGUAAAAUGCUGUGCAGCUAUUGAGAAGUUUGAAUUAGACUAUGGCAAAUCAGCAGUCCUCGAUUAUGUACCCGUAGCUGAACUAGCUCACCUUAGUUGUCUCGAACAAGGUACGAUUCUUCGCGCCAAUCUGUUAGAAUGGAUAUUUGAAAAUCGAUCCGAGGAGGACAGAGUUAAAACUUUGUUGGAAUUGGUGAAUGAUUCGAAAGAAUUCGAUAGUUUAGGGGUAUUCUGCAGGUGUAUUGCAGUGAUGCACGAGGAUCUUUCCAAAACCAUUCGAGGGGCGACGCUAACACUAGGUUUCCACCCGAAAGCUACUAAAGCACUGAGCAUUUUCAUGUCCGUGUUGGAAAACAACGACUCGGUUGUUGUAAAAAAGUAAUUAUAACCAAUAGAAAAAUGAUUAUGUACUGAAAAACUGAUAUACUCGUACGUAUACCAUAUUGAUUAACUGAAAAAAAUAAAAAUAGGUAAUCUUGAUUCUUAUGUAAGCUUUUCAUCCCAAAACCGAAACAAGGCUCUUUAGAGGUGAAGAGAGAGGCGUUCAAAAUCUUAAAAAAGUGUACCUAAUACUUUACUUGUAAGUGUCAUAAUAUUAUACGUUGCUGCUUUUUUUCUUUUUCUGAGAGAUAGAGAGACCUUGAUUCUCGUUUUAAUAAAAGUAUUUUUUUUUAAAUGUUGUAUUAUUGAAGAUCAAAAAACUUCUUAAAAAUAUUCAAAAAGUUGAGCUUUUACUUCUCAGCAGUCAGCAUUCGUUUUUUUUCAUACUGCUCACUUCAUGUAAAAUUAUGUAAUGUAUAGAUACCUAGGUAUUUGAGUUGAAUUGUUAAAUACGAUUACGAAUUACUUAUUGAAAUUGGUGAAUGAUUCGAAACUCCUGUAAAGAUCAUAAUAUUGCUAUACAUAAUUAAUAAUGAAUAUGUGCUAUUUUUUCACUAGUUCCAUUCUUCGUUUUAUAGACGAAUAUGUUUAUUAGGUUUUCGUACAUGUUUUAAUGUUCUUCGUAAUUUCUAUUUUAGAUGUAAUUUUUGGUACAAUAAAAGAUUUGGAAAAUA
Planococcus citri (citrus mealybug) is the source of this 1854-nucleotide messenger RNA. RefSeq lists its product as uncharacterized. The transcript is spliced from 7 exons. The coding region runs from base 360 to 1181 and encodes 273 amino acids. The record is from RefSeq and is a predicted model, not a curated record. NCBI's taxonomy places the organism in Eukaryota, Metazoa, Arthropoda, Insecta, Hemiptera, Pseudococcidae.